Messenger RNA from Formica exsecta, 1287 nucleotides. RefSeq lists its product as uncharacterized. Lineage: Eukaryota; Metazoa; Arthropoda; Insecta; Hymenoptera; Formicidae. The transcript is spliced from 5 exons. The coding region runs from base 36 to 983 and encodes 315 amino acids. Gene Ontology annotation, cellular component: site of double-strand break. Gene Ontology annotation, biological process: reciprocal meiotic recombination. The record is from RefSeq and is a predicted model, not a curated record.
AUAAUGAAAUUUACAUAUUUUCAUUAGGAGUUAAAAUGAACGCUGAUUCCGCCCACAUUGAUCCUUUUCUCUAUGACUGGGUGGAGCAUCUUCAUGAAAUUAUGAAAGAGCGGGAGCAAGAGAUAAUUAAUGAAGGACAGUUAAUCAUGCCAUAUGAUGCAAUUACAGUAUCCGUUGUCAUAGCUGCCACCCACAUAAUGGAUACUGUAGGACUGGAUCGUCACAUAAAGUAUAUGGCCCUUGAGUUGUUUGACAAAUUUAUGAACAAAUCCUAUCAGGAGGCUUACAAUAUGAGAAAAAAUGAGUCUGAUGAAUGGUUACAAACCGUUAGAAGAAAAACCUCUAUUCAUACACCAUUCUAUCUUUUAUCGUGCUUUCAAGUGGCAUGCAAAGUAAACUCUCACCCCAAUAGUUUAAAAAUAUCAGAGAUUCUUCAGCUUGCACAACUAUUUGUUAAAGAUUAUGAAUACACACGAGAAAUGGUAACCGUGAUGGAAGUUGAAGUCCUCAAGAAAGUAGGAUUUAGAAUGCCCCUCUAUACACCAGUGUAUUGCAUUGAAGUUCUUAUCGAAGGAUUGAAUUCCUUCAAAAUUACUUUUGUAAGCGAAGAAACAGAAAAUGGAGAAGAACUACAUAAGGCUUCGUUGUUAUUAUUAGACAUAGCUUAUUUGAAGUACGAAGAAUUAAUAAACAUGUAUGAUCAUACCCACUCAAAAUGCGUAUGCAGAAAUGCUCAAAUGAGCAUACAAGAGAAGUUGCAGAAAUUAAAAAUAUUGAAAUCGAAUGCACUUUUACUAAGUGCAGCGAUAGUGUUGUGUGCAGGAUACAUUUUAUAUCCAAAAGUAAGCAGUACUAGAUUGAGAAUUAUUGUGGCAAAGUUAGCAGAAUUGGCAAAUACAAUGGACUCUGAUAUUAUGAUUAUGGCAAAUAUGUUAUACAAAUUAGUGCAAUAUAAAAUAAGUAGCAUAAAUGUAUAUAUAUAAAAAUAUGUAUGUGUACAUAAUAUACAUGUAAAUAUAUAUAACUGUGUAUUAUGUCAAUAUUUUGUAAAUGUAAGUUGAUAAUACAUAAUAAAUUGUGCAAUUUAGAAAAUAUAUAUUCUAACUCUUUCAUUAACUCAAAAACUCUCUUUAUACACGCACAACUCCAAGAUAUGUAUAAGCCAACUGCACACACAAGGGAAACCUUCAAUUAUUAACUGUAGAAACGUCGAUGAGAAAUUCGCACAUUUACAAAAGAUACUAAAACGCUCGUCCUAUCUCGCACAGAAGAUAUCUAUCUCACCUU